GCGGUCAGAAACGCCGAUGUUAUAAUUCCGUGCAUGCGUUUUUCGAGUCUUCGGCUUUAAUACGAAACGUCGAUUGGUUAGGAAUAUUGUCGUGUGUUAAGUAUCAUUAACGUACAAUUUACAAUUCGGUGAAUCUGGCAACGAGGUAAUAAGGUAAAUAGCGUCAUACAUUCAUUAUUAGUGGUACUACUGCGUGUAACUCAUAUGUUGUGGACAUUGUGCACGCGGUUAUGAUUAUCAGUUGAAGUCCAUCGGUCUCAAGUGCCGGUUCUGUUGUGUUUCACUUGAGUACACGAUCGGUGAGAGUGCGCGUGGUCCUGUUAUUGCCGUCCGCGCAUGAUAAUUUCGCGUACAGUAAAAAUGUUUACUGCUUUAUAUAAUGGGUUAGCUUUGAAACUUGACUCUGAAAACAAGUUUAAUGAUCGAGUAUUAUUAAAAACAAUGAAAAUUACUAGUCGAAGUAUAGAAAUAUUUUUGUCUCAGUGUGAUCAAGUCAAUGAGUCCACAGAAAAUGAUACAAAACCUUCAAAAACGUUUGAAAAUUUUUUCAAACUGUUUAUUGUUUUAGAUAAACAUUUGAAUGAGUUAAUUGACCAAAGUACAGAGGAUAAGUUAAACUAUAUUUCUGGAUCUCUUUAUAGCGAUGAGCAAAUUAAUGUAAAAAAAUAUAAUUUACUUAAGAAAACAAUUUUAAAUAAAAUUAAUUCUAUGGAUUGUUUAUUUACAUGGGACCUACCAAUGUCUAAAAAAGACUUAAUUUCUCAUAUUAAUAAGAAAUAUGGUGAUUUCAAUUUAGAUAUUUCUACACCGGUUUUUACAUUUGAAAGAUAUAUUUCAAAUAUAAUUAUUGCCUACGAGUUAUUUCUCAGAGAAAAAGAAAAAACAGCAAAAAUUUUAAUAUUAUUAAUUGGUAAAUGGCUGGAAGAGUUAGAUAAUAGUGCUAAUGAAUUUUAUUUAUCUAUACGUGAUGGAUUAAAGAAUAUUUUAUUAUCUACAUUUGUUCACAUGAAGAUGAAAACACUGAAAAAAAAUAUGAAUAAUCAUAUUCAAUGGUUUAUGGAUAUACAUAUGAAAUAUUCAGUUAUGAAUCACAAAUCAAAAGCUGCUAUACUUGCCAUAAAGGCUGCAGUAUUACUCGAGUACAGUGAUGAUGCAUUGUAUUUGAUGGAAGCUAAUAAAUGUGCAAAAAUAGCUCGCGAUUUAGAUCCAACAUGUUCUUAUUGGUUUUAUAUUUAUUCAUUAGUGUUAACAGCUCGAAGACGGUUAGAACUUACUACAAAAUCAUGGUCAAGAAAAAACGAAAAAAAAGCAAUUCAACAGGCAAUCAAAUUGUCUGUUACUCAAAAUAUAUAUAUUAAGUAUCAUGAAAUGAUAUUAUUAAAAGAUGAUGUUCUAUACAAUUUUCAUUCUAGAGAGACUACUUCCUCUAUACAUGAAAAUGAUUGCAAUAAAAUUAUUACUAUGAUCAAAACACUGGUUGACAUAGAGCCGAAUGAUCCUCUAGUUGUUGUAAACUGUGGUAGAAUCUUGAUUAGUCUUCCAAAUAUGGAUGUUAUAAAUUAUGGAAUGCAAUUAUUAUUAAAAGGAUUACAAAUGGCACCAAAUGAUUUAACUGUAUUUAAAGCUAUUAUCCGAGUUAUUAUUAUUAACAAAAAAAAGAUCAAUUGUAGCUACUUUUCCAAAAUUGAAGGCCAAUCAACUCUAGAUCAAUCAUCAAAUAUCAAUAAACAAGUAAAUUUUGUAGAAAACUUGAAGGUAGCUGUAGAGAAACAUAAUAGAAACGAAGAUCCUGUACCAUAUUUAUUGAGUUUAUUAAAAAAUAAUGAUAAUAAUCUUAUGCAGUGGAAAAUUCUGGCUCAAAUUUGUUCAUAUGUAGUUUUAUUCCAUAAUAAUUUAGAAGAUGGCGUUAAGUAUUUUAAGUUACUUGUUGAAGCUGUACAAAAUGAAUUUGCAUCCGAGGAUUUAAUAUUGAGUCAUUAUUCAUCAUUUACAUAUAAACCCCAGAGGUUUAAUCUUGCUAAGUUAAUUAAUAAUGAAAUAAAAAUAGCAUUGGAAGAUGAUAUUCUUGAUGAUAAGCCAUAUUAUUACAAUGUAUUAAAUACAAUACUAAUAAAUUAUCAAGAUACAUCAUCAAAAGAUAAUGUAGAUAGAUAUUUUCGAAUAAAUAUAAUGGGCGAGUAUGGAUACAAAAUUGAACAAUUUGAAAUUAAAAAUAAUCCUCAACAUUUAAAUGAAAUAAGGAAGUCAAGAAAAAGAAGUAGAUCAAGAAAUAAAAGAAGUCAUCAAAAUGGUAAUAGUAUCAAUUCUAAUAUUAAUGAAAAUAAUUCUGAUAAUGAGAGAAAUUUAAUUAUUAGUGAUGAUAAUGAAACAGAUAAUUGUUGUAAGUGUAGGAUAAUGUAAAUAUUGUAAUUGAUUAUAAAUUUUAUUUAAUGUUUUCCAAAUUAUU
Molecule: messenger RNA, 2446 nt
Organism: Sipha flava (yellow sugarcane aphid)
Lineage: Eukaryota; Metazoa; Arthropoda; Insecta; Hemiptera; Aphididae
Exons: 7
Coding region: 337-2400 (687 amino acids)
Molecular function (GO): protein binding
Source: RefSeq, a predicted model, not a curated record